Neospora caninum is the source of this 2040-nucleotide messenger RNA. RefSeq lists its product as hypothetical. NCBI's taxonomy places the organism in Eukaryota, Apicomplexa, Conoidasida, Eucoccidiorida, Sarcocystidae. The transcript is spliced from 5 exons. The record is from RefSeq and is a predicted model, not a curated record. Bases 1 to 2040 code for a protein of 679 amino acids.
AUGGCGUCUCUGUUGCAAAUUGCAGCCGCCCUCAGGGGCCAAGACGCGGCGUCGGUCUCCCCGCAGGUGUCUGUACAGCUGAACGCCUCGCUGAGUCGCGCGUGUUCGAAGGCUCUUUCCGUUCCUCUCGCACCGAAGCAGAGCGAGGCGACGCAGCCGGAAGUGGAGAAGGGAAACCACGAAACAAAAGACGCUGUCGGCGCGCUGGAGACGCAGGUCAGUGGCAUCGAGAUAAUCGUGGAAGGCAACACUCCUGCUUCGAUUUCGUGUGCGUCUUCUGCUUCUUCGUCUUCGUUCCGUCCUGGCGCUUCUUUCUUUCGGUCCUCGCAGCCUAGAAACGAGGGAGCGACCGAGGAAGAGGCCGAGCGGGAGAUUUUUCCUGUCGCUUUAGCCGAGGCGUUUGCGCAGAAACUAACGCGUCUCCUUGAAGGGAGAGAAGCGAGCUCGGAAAGCGGAACUCAGCGACAAGCCUGGAGCGAACGCAGGACGGCGGAGAACGGCCUCGCCGCGGCGACUGUCGCCUUCCUCGACCUCGCCGCCACGCGUCUCGGCGCAGUCGCUCCCGCCUUCAGUGCUUCCCUCACGCGACGCGCGUACGAGGUUGCCGCUGCUUGUGGACUCGAGAUUGACGCUAAGUCGAAGCGAGAAGUUUGUCCCUUCUGCGGCUGCAUGCGCAUUCCACUGCUCACUGCCUCUGCCUUCCUCUCUCGGCCGCUUCGCAACAAGCGUCGAGCAAAUCGCGCCUUGCGUCGAGAGUUCUUGCGGCAGCUUGCGGCUGGGGGAGGCGUCUCGUCUCCUACGCUCGCAGGGCGCGAGAAUUCCUUUUCCGCGAGAGACUUGCGUCGCCUCGCUGCAACCGCCGACCCCGCUUUUCACAGCGGGGAGGCGAAGAGAGACAUGCUCUCCGCUGGACCACUGUCCACCCCUGCCUCGAAUGUUCACACCUUCGCGGCAAAUCGGUUUCUGAAGAACGAACUGGUUUUCCUCUGUUUCCUCUGUGCGCGGACUUCCCCGCCGUCGCCCGGAUGUAUCUCCACCCCAGCGGUGUACCGCCAGCAGAAGCCGAGCUUCCUCGGGUCUUCUCUGCUGCAUGAGCCUAAGCGCGCGUCUCUUUCCUCCAAGUUGGUUUCUGCCUCGGAGUUCAACAAGCGGAAAAGGAGGCGCGCAGCGACAGAAGAGAAAACGCAUCCCUCCUCGUCAGACCCUCCCUCCCGUCCUUCUCCAGAUCUCCCGACUCCGACGCCUCAGCAUCCAGAUCCCGCUGCAACGGCGCACCUCCUUCCCCUCUCUUCCCCAUCUCAACGCCCCUCUGUACAUUCCCGUCCCCUGUCCUCGCUUCCUUCAUCGUUUCCUUCACACGCUUCUGCUCUCUCUCUGGCUUCGCGCGCCUCCGCUGCUCGACCCGCGUCGGAGCAAGGUCGGACCUCGGGAGGCAAACGACGGCGGACGCAGUUCCGAACUUUGGAAGACGCGGUUCGGGCGUCUUGGCAGAAGCCGGCUGCGGGUUUCCUCCCUCUUCGCCCGCCGCGGGGGCCUUCCGGUGGGGAUGCCUCCACGAAACCCUCGCACAGCGACGGUCUCGCGAGGCCGAGAGAAGGCAGCGCCUCUGCGCUCUCAGACGAGGCGCGAAGAAAGGACAGCAAGCAGAAGAACCGAUACUUUGCGCUCGUGCCUGGCGAGACGGCGAGGCAUGGAGGCGACGCAGGCAGACCGUCUGUGGGAGAGACGCAGGAAAAGCGAUCGAUGGAGGCACGAGGCAGGCCGGGCGCAACGCAGGCAGAAAAGCGCGACGAGACACGGGGGUGGCAGCGAGGGGACACAGGGAGGCCUCUUGAUGCAGAGAGACCACCGGAGAAAAAGCCCGAUCCUGAGCAAGGAGUGAAAACCGCCGUGGCGACAGGCGACGGAGUGGCGCAAGGGGGGGAGGGGGGAACGAAACAGAAUCUGCAGUCUGCGCCCGCAUCUGAAGCGGGGAAGACGGAGACGGCGUCCAGCAGUCUCUACGACAUCCUUCAACUUGCAGGUGUCGAUACUCUCUAA